UCAUAAUUUCCAAAUGACUUUGAAGGGGAAUAUUUCAGAGGUGACUGAAUUUAUUCUGGUAGGUUUAACAGAUGCCGUAGAGCUGCAGGCCCCUUUAUUUAUCAUCUUCACUGUCAUGUACUUCAUCACUCUGGUUGGCAACCUGGGGAUGAUCAUGUUGACCCUGCUGGACGCUCGACUCCACACACCCAUGUACUUUCUCCUCUGCAACCUCUCCCUGGUGGACUGCAUUUAUGCCUCCGCUGUCUCUCCCAAGGUAAUGCUGGGGUUUCUCCCAGGAGAUAAGAUCAUAUCUUACAAUGCAUGUGCUGCCCAGAUGUUUUUCUUCGCAGCUUUUGCCACUACUGAAAGUUUCCUGCUGGCCUCCAUGGCCUACGACCGCUAUGCAGCAGUGUGCAAGCCCCUGCACUACGCCUCCACCAUGACCACUGUGGCGUGCGUCCUGCUCACCUCCAGCUCCUAUGCCAGUGGACUCCUGCAGUCUUCCCUCCACGUGGCCUUCACUUUCCACCUCUCCUUCUGUCAUUCCAACGUGGUUAACCACUUUUUCUGUGACAUUCCCCCACUGCUGGCUCUCUCUUGCUCUGAUAUCUACACAAAUGAGAUUGUGCUCUUCACGCUGGCAGCAUUCAAUGUGUUUUUCACUCUCUUGGUUAUCUUGAACUCUUAUCUGUUUAUUUUUGUUACUAUCCUGAGAAUGAACUCAACUGAGGGACGGAAGAAGGCCUUCUCCACCUGUUCCUCCCACCUCACCACAGUCUCCAUCUUCUACGGGACGGUCAUCUUCAUGUACCUGCAGCCCAGCUCCAGUCACUCCAUGGACACAGACAAGAUGGCGUCCGUGUUCUACAGCAUGGUGAUCCCCAUGCUGAAUCCACUGGUCUACAGCCUGAGGAACAAGGAGAUCAAGAGUGCAUUCAAGAAGGUUGCUGGAAAAGUGAAGUCUUCACUAGGCUUAGUCUAUUAA
Heterocephalus glaber (naked mole-rat) is the source of this 967-nucleotide messenger RNA. Its product is annotated as olfactory receptor 5B12. Lineage: Eukaryota; Metazoa; Chordata; Mammalia; Rodentia; Bathyergidae. Gene Ontology annotation, molecular function: olfactory receptor activity; G protein-coupled receptor activity. Gene Ontology annotation, cellular component: membrane. Gene Ontology annotation, biological process: G protein-coupled receptor signaling pathway. The record is from RefSeq and is a predicted model, not a curated record.